AAGCUGUCCGUGUAAGAAGUCAGUAGCUAGAGCCGGCCCUGCACUUCAUAAGACGCCGCUGACCAGCGCUGACUGGGCAGCUGACCGGGCCGUAAGGCCCACACUGGCCCACCCGCAAGCAGUUGCCCUCAGCCGCUGCCUGCAUGCCCGGGCGCGUACAUGUUAAAAUGACACUAGAACAGUCGGGGCCGACCAUCCUCGUCCCAAGGCUGUAGGUGCGGUGUUGGGGAGGCGAGCGAAGGUCCCCACGGUGCAGCUCCGCCCGCUCCGCCAAGGGUGCCUCUGGCUCCGCGCGUCUUCAGCUCGCGAUCGCGUUCCCUCAGCCUUUCACACGUUCUAUCAUCAAGGCAAAUAGCUAGGGUAGCUCCAUUUGCAUCAAACUCAUAGUUUACAUGCCUCAGUUCGCAAUAGGGCACUUUAACAUAAAGCGGACAGCUCGGAUCUAACUUGCAUCACGCGCGUCUUGAGCUCGAUGCAAGUCUUCCUGGCUCAUAGCGAACGUUUCUAGCGUGACAUAUCAGGGUGCAAUCAAUGCUAGACCGCACGGGCUGUCGGAAACUGGCCAGAUUCUAGAACGAUGCCGCCAAACCUGAGGCCUCUCCCCAAGCCGCUAGUCGAUAAGAUUCGAACGGGGGUCACUCUUAAUACGGUGCCGCAAGCGGUGGUGGAGCUUCUCUGCAACUCGCUGGAUGCCGAGGCACGGACGGUGCUCAUCAAGCUCAACGCGGCGACGCUGUCCUUCACAGUGGAGGACGACGGCUGUGGCAUAUGCAGCGAGGACCUGGAGCUGGUGGGGACGCGGUAUUACACGUCCAAGCUCCGGAGCCUUACUGACUAUGCGGCCGGCAUCCUCACGUUGGGCUUCCGAGGCGAAGCAACUAGCGGCCUGGCCAGCAUCGCUGCUGAGCUGGCCGUCACGACACGUGCGCGGGGCCGCUUUGAGACUCUGAGCAAGGUGCUGCGCAACGGUGGGGCGGAGACGCGCAGUGGCCCCAGCGCCGUGGCGCUGACGCACUGCGGCACCGUGGUGGUGGUCAAGCGACUGCUGUACAACCAGCCUGUCAGGCAGCGCCAACUAGCUGCACAGCCCCGGGAAACUGAGGCGGAGACCAUCCAGGCCGUGCUCCGCACGGCGCUGCCGUUCGCGGCCACUGCUGUGACGCUGGUACGUGAGCCUGCAGGCCAAGUGCUGCUGCACCUGCCAAAGGGCCGGGACAUGCGGGAACUCUUCAUGCAGCUGUGUCCCGAACAGCCGGCGGCCGCGCUGCCCUGGAUGAGUGCCUCAGCUCCUGUGCCCUCCUCUGGCAGCAGCAGUGCCGCUCCAGUGGCAGUAGUAAACGGCACAGUCCGUACACCUGCGGCGACUGCAUCAGCCGGCGGCGGCGGUGGUAGCACUGGCAGCACCAGCAGCGGCAGCAGCUACACCGUCCGUGCGCUGCUGGGCAGCCCUGCAGCCGCCUACCCGCACCCCCAGCACCAGUAUGUGUACGUCAACCGCCGCCACGUGCGGCACCCGCAACUGGCCGCGCUGCUCAACGCCCACUUUUUGCGCGCGCACCUCAAGGCCGGCCACCACCUGCUGGGCGCCGGUGGUGCUGCUGGCGGCAGCAGCGCUGGCGGUGCUGGCGCCGGCGGCCCCAUCCGGACCAGCAGCGUGCGCGCCUUCCCCGCCUUCCUGGUGUGCAUUGAGUGCCCCGCCUCGCACUACGACGUGACGUCGGAGCCGGACAAGAGCGACCUGGUGUUCCGGCAUCUGCACCUGGUCAGCGGCCUGAUGCGACAGCUGGCUAACCAGGCGUGGGGCGGCAGCGACGGCUGCGGCAGCGGCAGCGCCGCCGGCUGCGGCAGCGGUGAGGGCGAGGUGGGACAGGUGGCACCGGGGAGGGAGGCGGAGCGCGGAGGUGGUGGCGAGGCCGCUGCCGCCGCCGCCGCCAUCGCAGCAGGCGGCGGCAGCGCCGUGCCAGCAGGGACCGCGAGGGACGGUAAGCUACAGCGCUCGGGCUGUGACAAGCAGCAUGCAACGCCGGGUGGUGCAGCACUUGGGGCGUCGGCUGGCAACGCCGCCGGCGAGCUGCUGGAGGAGGAGACGUCCCCGACGCUGAGCGGAGCGCUUGCAUCCCUCCGGGCAUCUGAGGGAGCCAUUCGCAGUGACGCAGCAGCAGGGGCGGCGAACGGAGGCUUGAAGCAGCUGGGCGCCGCCGCCGCCGCCGCCGCCGCAGACGGACCGCUGCGUGGGCUGCUGCGCUUGCAGUCUACGGGCCGGGCUGCGGCUGUGGGCAUGCAGUCCAAGAGCCUCAGUGUCGCGGCAAUGGGCGCACUGGCGGCGGAGACACGUGGGCCACGCCCGGUGGAUGACGCGCCGGCAGCAGCCCCGGGGCUCACUGCACAGCCGCCACACAGCCUUUCGGAGCCUGCCGGCACGAGAAUCUUUGGCGGCGAAGAGGACGUCCUGGGCCCUGCAGCGGCGGCCGCAGCCGCAGGCGACGCCUUAGACCGGACACCGCCUCCGGCGGGCCUCCUUGCAACCGCUGGCCUUCGCGGUGGUGUUCGAUUCGACCUGGGCGACACUUCCGGAGGCAGCCCAGUGGAAGUCAGCCCUGGAGAUGCUAGCACCGAGAUGCGGGUGGAACACCAGCAGCAGGUGAACCCGCCUGACUCCAGCCCCUUGCCGGACUUCAGCCCCGGUAUGCCAUGGGAGCUCUCUGGCGCCAGAUGCGAUGAUGGCAUGGCGGCCAUGCGCGAGCGCCAGCGGACCGGUGCGGCGUUUCUUAACAGCGGGAGCGGCGGCUCGCUGCCGGCAGACUUUGUCGGCGGCAUGUCUCCAAUUGACUACCGCGAUGGGGCCGUGCACGUGGACAGCGCUGCCCGACCCAGAUCUCUGUGCACGCCUGGCAGCAACUAUGAUGCGUUCGGCGCUCCGGUUGCCGACGACUGCGGCACCGGUAGCACUGGAAGCGAUGGCGAUUGCCCAUGGCUGACGGAGGACGGCAUGGCGCACGCCGCUGGCCGCUGGGCUGAUGGCAGCGGCCCUGGCGCGAGCGGCGGUAGCAGCCCAUCAUGCCGUGCGUACGUAUCGCCGCUUGCGUGGAGCUAUGAUGCGCUGGAGGGCUCGGAAGAUGGCGAGCCGCCAGCCCGCAGCUGGGUUGCAGAAGCGCGUCAUGCACCACGCCAAGCAGCAGCAGCAGCAGCAGCAGCAGCUGCAGCUGCAGCGCGCUUUACUUGCGGAUACGGCAAAGCUAGCCGGUGGGAGGGUGGUCCCGCCCAGCACGAUCCUGACUGGGAAGAGGGCCUGGCUUCACGGCCGGAGAUGGAUGCAGUGGAUGAAGAAAGCUUCGACGGGUGUGCGGCAGGCAACGCAGGAACUCGAAUACACAGCACGGCUGCUGUGAGUAGGCCGAUUGGCGAGGAUUUGGUGGAGGCGCCGGGCUGGCCCCGCCGCGGCGCCGACGGCAGGAGCACAGUGGGCCUUGCCCGCGGCGGAAGCAUUCACAUGGGCAGCAACGCCGCCGGCUCUAGCCGAUUCACACCCUCGGGCAUGCAGCAGACCCUUGACGCCGCCUUUCCCGUUGAUGAGGACGACCUUGGCGGUAGCGGCAGCUGGGAGGGGCAUGUCGCUUCAGCAGCGGCGGCGGUUGCAGAUGCUGCAGCGGCCGCUGACGCCCGUGUUAUGCGUCCCAAUGUUGGGCCAAACCUGACUGCUGCUGGCGGCAUGGGUGGCUUUCUGCGCAGCCUGUGCGAUCAGCCGGAGCUCGCGUCUACAGCAGCAAGCAGCAAGGGCCGCGCUGCUGCGGACCUCCGCCGCGCGGGUACGCGUUCGCGUGGCAUGCCAGCCAAAGGCGCCGAUGCGACGGCUGACACCGCAAAGCCGCCGGCGGAGACGGAUGUCAGGCAACAAUGGCAGAUGCCCGUUCUCGUCGGCGUGCCCAUAGCCCCUUCACCUCUUCAGGACACGCCAGCAGGGCCCAUCGAUGCGACAGCUGCUGCGACAGCCGGCGCUCAGAUGGGCAUCCAGUUGCAGUCACAGCACACGCUCGGGGGCAGUCCACAGGACGCAGGCACUGGAAUCCCGCCGUCGAGCAAUGCGCACGAUGAGCAGCAUGCAGAACCAGACUCACUGUCACCGCUGGCUCGUUUCCUCAGCUUUGGCAACAUCGCGGGCUGUGCGACCACGCCACAGCCCUCCCCGCCACCACAGCAGCCGCCAGUACCACCAGCCCCCGAGGCAUUGCCUGCGGAGACCACAGACGCACCCGCAGCUCCACCGUCACCAGCUAUCACCGCCACUGCCAAGGGGUCAGCACCGGCGGCGGCGCCAGGUCCCGUCGCAGCCGCUGGCAGCUCAGGCACUGCCCCGGCGAGCCCGAAGCUGCUGGCCGGCCUACUAGCCCCGGGUGGAUGCACCACGCCGAGCACCCGCCCGGCACGCUCCCCCUUACGGCGGCUGGUGAGCAGCGCACCGCCGCAUGCCAAGAAGCGCACGCGAUGGGUGCACGGCAAGCCGGCAGACCGCCUGGCAGCGGCUCGUUCAAGUAUCACCGGCGCACAACGGGGACUGGCAGCUGCGGAUCAUGGACGCAGCGCCGCGGAUGCAGCAGCGAUACAGAGCAAGGCAGUGAAUGCCGGUCCUGUGCAGCUUGUUGGCGCCCCAGCGUCAGCAACACGCGCCUCAGCCUCCAGCAGCACCCCGCCGGCGGUUAGCGGCGGCGCUACUGCAGCAGCCAUGCCGGCGGCCGUAGGGCAAGCCGGUGCCGUUGUGGCCACCACGGCUGGGCAGGCUGCGGCCGCACCACACACUGCCGCGGAAUGGAAGCCAGGUGCGCCGCGGCCGCUCUGCGCCUUUUUCCGCGGCUCGGCCUCCUCCGGCCGCCGCCAGGCCGCACAUGCGCCGCCAGUAGUUCACCAGCAGAAGGCUGAUGAGGUUGCGGUGCAGACUCAGGUGGCCAGGCAGAGGUUGGCAGCGCAAGAGCAGCCAGAGCAGCAAAAGCAGCACAGUCGCGAUGUGGGCGGCCCAGUCCUGCCAUUGGCGGACUUGUCCAAUGCGGAGAGCGCCCCACUAGCGACAGGGAUGAAGCCAGCGGGGUGCAGCGGCAACACCAUUUUGCUGGCAACAGCAUUGCCAGCAGUGCCCCCGCCCCCGCCUAUGCUGAAGCGCGUCGCCGCGCAGCAACAGGAGGAUGACAGUGGCGACUUAACGGACGCCGUAGCGCGUGCGGUCGUAGCCAACGGCGAGGGCAUGGCACGAUGCCGGCACGUGUCACUUGGAAGCCGGCCGAAUGGCAGCAGCGCAGCUGAUGUUGGCAGAGUAUCGACCGAUCCAAUUCCCACGCAGCAAGAGUCACUGCCGCCGCAGCCGCCACCAGCCACCAAUCAGCGCGCCGUGCGGCUGCCGCCAGUGCCCGCUCCCCGCGGCAUCCUUAAGAAGCCCCGGCCUGCGCCACCCUCCGCUGCGCCAACCCUGGUGCUGGGUGGGACUGGUGUGGUUGGGGCCCAGGUUCAAGAGGGGGAGCGACCAGCCAAGCGCGUCCGGUGGAGUCUGCCGCCGCCGCCGGCACCUGAUGCCGCCGCUGAUGCCGAUGACGGAGGCGAAGACGGCAGCGGUGCUGCUCCGCCUGUGGUCCUGCGCAUGAAGCGCUGGGCGCCCGCUGUGACAGCCGGGGGCAAUGUUACAAGCACAGGCGGCGGCGGACCACUUGCGUCCGCCGCCUCUCUCCACCACGGCCGGCGGCCUGCAGGCCGUAGGCUUAGCGGUGACGCGGGCGCAGGUUAUGCGCUGCUGCCUGAGCAUGACGCAGCGGUGGCAGCUUCUGCGGCAGCGGCCUCGUCCGUAGCCUUCGAUGUGGAUCCCGAUGCGCCCGCGCCGCCUGCAGCAUCCGCAGCAGCGCUACUGGCGAGCGCGCUUGCGCCUAGUGGUGUAGUUGGCACUCCGCCGACGCCAACCCACGCCCAACCUGCCAGCAAAGCGCCGCACGUGCAGCUGCAGCAGGCCUUCAGCAGCUCGUCGCCCUUCGCACGGGCUGCAGCAGCUGCGGCCGCGAUGCUCCCGCCGCAGACUGCAACGCCGUUGCCGUCACUCGCCGCUGCGCGCGUCUCCUCCCCUUUUGCGGCAGCGGCGACCAUCGCAGCCGCCGCGAUGUCCACUGGUAGCGCAAGACAGCCUUCAGCUGCGGCCGCAGGUGCCGCGAACGACGUGGCGGGUCGCGCUGCACACGCAACCGCAGGCGGGGCACCACCCGAUGGCCUCACACCACCAACAGCAGUGCCAGCGCCGUGGCCGCUGGCGCCGACGCUGGAGGCGCGGCUUGAGGCGCCCAUCCUGGACCUGGAGCGGGACCUGUUGCGGCUGCAGGCGCCGCACGAGAGGCUUGUGCCGGCGGAGGUGGCGCGUAGCGGCCUGGCGACGGGAGCUACUGGCGGCGCGCUGCGACAGGUCGAGGGCAAGUUCAUCCCCACGGUGGGCGCCGACGGCAGCCUGCUGGUUGUCGACCAGCACGCCGCCCACGAGCGCGUGCGACUGGAGCAGCUCACGCAGGCUCUGACACUCGGCCGGGAAUCGGGCGCCGGCAGUACAGGGCGGCCACGCCUCGGCAGCAGUGGUGCCGCUCAGCAGGGCCCUGCCGCCUCCGCAGCAGAGCGCAUCGCUCGAGUGGACGCGCUCUGGCCGGGCUCGGCCCCAGCAGGUCUGCAUGGCGGCAGGUAUGCGGCGGCGGGCCUGUCCCGCGCUGCGCUGCCGCCUGCGGAGGAUGCGGCACUCCUGUACUCACAGCAGCUGUCGCCGGCGGUGCCGGUGCGGCUGUCGGUGCAGGAGGCGGCCACGGCGGAGAAGCACCUGCAGGUGCUGGCGGAGUGGGGCUGGCAGCUGGCGCCUGGUCGGGCGGUGGCUCCGGCGGGUCCAGCAGCAGGUGGUGACAGCACAGGCAGCGUGGGCAUUGGCGGCAGCUUCGUGCCGCCACCGGCAGCGGUGCUGGCACCGCAGGAGGAGACGCACCAGCUGCUGCUCGCGGUGCCAGUCGUGUGCGGCAUGGCGCUGACACCUGCGGACCUGCGCGUGUACCUAGGCCAGCUACACGAGACGGGUGGCUCGCGUCUGGCGCCGCCUGCCGUGCUGCGCCUGCUGCGCAGCCGCUCCUGCCGCACCGCCGUCAUGUUUGGCGACCCGCUCAGCAACCCGCAAUGCGGCCGGCUGCUGGCGGCACUGCGUGCCACAGCGCUGUGGACGCAAUGCGCCCACGGCCGCCCCACCGUUGCGCCACUGGUGCACCUGCCCACGCUGCGUGCGGUGCUAGGGCGCCGGCGCGCGGCACGGGAGGCUGUGGUGGCGGCGGCGGCAGGAGGUGCCGGUGGCGGAGGGACUGCGAGCAGCGGUGGGGGCGCUGGUGCUGGUGCUGGUGGCAGUGGCUUGGCUGGGGAAGGCGACGGGGGUUAUGCAAAAAGGCGGCGUUUGAGCGUGGGGGGUCUGCGAGCUGCGGUGGCGGCUGGUCGAAAGGAUAACAAGUCAAUCUGAGCAUGAGCUGGUACUGGGGAACGUGUGGGUACGUGACCUGGCAUGUGAACAUUCUCCGGUUUAAGCGCUGCAAUUCAUAUGCACGUGAACACAAACGGUCAUGACUGGGCGACGCGCAAUUGAUUUGAUCAGUACUAGCAUGCGUAGCCCCCGCACGGCUGCGCGUAGUGUACAUGG
Messenger RNA from Chlamydomonas reinhardtii, 7678 nucleotides. RefSeq lists its product as uncharacterized. Gene Ontology annotation, cellular component: mismatch repair complex. Gene Ontology annotation, biological process: mismatch repair. NCBI's taxonomy places the organism in Eukaryota, Viridiplantae, Chlorophyta, Chlorophyceae, Chlamydomonadales, Chlamydomonadaceae. Gene Ontology annotation, molecular function: ATP hydrolysis activity; ATP-dependent DNA damage sensor activity; ATP binding. Bases 578 to 7501 code for a protein of 2307 amino acids. The record is from RefSeq and is a predicted model, not a curated record. The transcript is spliced from 5 exons.